Messenger RNA from Zootoca vivipara (common lizard), 2786 nucleotides. RefSeq lists its product as uncharacterized. NCBI's taxonomy places the organism in Eukaryota, Metazoa, Chordata, Lepidosauria, Squamata, Lacertidae. The record is from RefSeq and is a predicted model, not a curated record.
AUGACCAAGAUGAUAAAGGGUCUGGGAAUCAAGUUGGCUGGGGAAGAAAAGACUGAGAGAUGCUGCCUCUGGAGAAACCACUCCAGCCCCAGCAACCUCUGGCGCAGCCACAUCGCCUCCAGAAAUCUCUGGCUCAGCCACAUCGCCUCCAGAAUCCUCUGGCGCAGCCACAUCGCCUCCAGAAUCCUCUGGCGCAGCCACAUCGCCUCCAGAAUCCUCUGGCGCAGCCACAUCCCCUCCAGAAACCUCUGGCAUGGGCACCUCAUCUUCAGCAACCUCUGGCACAGCCACAUCGCCUACAGAAACCUCUGGUGCAGCCACAUCGCCUCCAGAAUCCUCUGGCGCAGCCACAUCCCCUCCAGAAACCUCUGGCGCAGCCACAUUGCCUACAGAAACCUCUGGCGCAGCCACAUCACCAACAGAAACCUCUGGCUCAGCCACAUCGCCUCCAGAAACCUCUGGCUCAGCCACAUCGCCUCCAGAAACCUCUGGCAUGGGCACCUCAUCUUCAGCAACCUCUGGCACAGCCACAUCGCCUACAGAAACCUCUUGCACGGGCACCUCAUCUUCAGCAACCUGUGGCACAGACACAUCGCCUCCAGAAACCUCUGGCACGGGCACCUCAUCUUCAGCAACCUCUGGCACAGCCACAUCGCCUCCAGAAACCUCUGGCACGGGCACCUCAUCUUCAGCAACCUCUGGCGCAGCCACAUCGCCUCCAGAAACCUCUGGCACGGGCACCUCAUCUUCAGCAACCUCUGGCGCAGCCACAUCCCCUCCAGAAACCUCUGGCACGGGCACCUCAUCUUCAGCAACCUCUGGCGCAGCCACAUCGCCUCCAGAAACCUCUGGCACGGGCACCUCAUCUUCAGCAACCUCUGCCGCAGCCACAUCGCCUCCAGAAACCUCUGGCACGGGCACCUCAUCUUCAGCAACCUCUGGCACAGCCACAUCGCCUCCAGAAACCUCUGGCACGGGCACCUCAUCUUCAGCAACCUCUGGCGCAGCCACAUCGCCUCCAGAAACCUCUGGCACGGGCACCUCAUCUUCAGCAACCUCUGGCGCAGCCACAUCGCCUCCAGAAACCUCUGGCACGGGCACCUCAUCUUCAGCAACCUCUGGCGCAGCCACAUCGCCUCCAGAAACCUCUGGCACGGGCACCUCAUCUUCAGCAACCUCUGGCGCAGCCACAUCGCCUCCAGAAACCUCUGGCAUGGGCACCUCAUCUUCAGCAACCUCUGGCGCAGCCACAUCGCCUCCAGAAACCUCUGGCACGGGCACCUCAUCUUCAGCAACCUCUGGCACAGCCACAUCGCCUCCAGAAACCUCUGGCACGGGCACUUCAGCAACCUCUGGCGCAGCCACAUCGCCUCCAGAAACCUCUGGCACGGGCAUCUCAUCUUCAGCAACCUCUGGCACAGCCACAUCGCCUCCAGAAACCUCUGGCACUGCCACUGCCAAAUCUUCAGCAACCUCUGGCACUGCCACUCCAGACCCAGCAGCCCCUGGAACGGGCACCUCAGCUUCAGGAGGCACUGCAAGCUCCACUCCCGGCACAACAGUCCCCACCCCCAGUGCCAAUGUUACAAUGGUUUCUGGCACCACAGAUUCGCCAUCAAAUGCUACCACAGAAAACCCCAAACGGGAUGAAGGCCUCCCCACUUGGGCCAUCAUUCUGAUCAGUGUAUCCACUGUGUUGGGAACCGUUCUCGUAGUUUUCCUCGGCUUCUUGAUUUGCUACUCCCUAAGGACAGAGAGCUAUAGCACUCAAACCCUCCCAGUUUACCGAACCCACAGUUUCAUCCAGAGUUUUCGGAAUCGGUGGUGAAGGAAAGGAGCUUCACCCACAGCCACUUACAGCGAUAAGCUUCUCCGGAGCAGCUUUGCAGAAUUUGGUCCGCUCCCAAAGCUUUCUUCCCAAGCAUCUAAGGACUCCUCCAAGGGGCAGAAGUGCAAUCACUGAAACAUUUAGUUCCAAAAUGACUCUAGAAAGGAACCCAGUGAAAUCUAUAGGGAUUAUUUGCCUGUUUUGUUUCUACCUUGUGCAGCCAACUGAGCUCACUUGAUCUCAGAGCUGAGAAUAUUGUUCAGCAAAAAUAAAGAAUAUGGGCAGGAAUGUGGAAGCACUGAGCUGAUGACCUGAGAAUUAGCAGAGCUCAAAUGGAGAACUUGGGAAACCUGGUUUAAAAUCCUUGCUCGGGCACAGGAAGUAUACUGGCUAAUCCUAGCCAGUUAACUCCCAUACUCUACUUUUUUCUGGGGGUACUCAAGGGCAUGCAGUACCAGCCCCUCUUUUUUCUAGAAGAAAAGCACUGGUUAAAAAUGUGGCACUUAUUUUCUAGAAGAUGCAGACCUUGAAACCUGGAAUACCACCAGCCAAAUAUAUAUUUAUAUAAUUUAUUUAUUUUUUUCCCUCCAAGUUCCUUUGCAUUUUUUAACCAUCUGGUGAAGAGUGAUGGAGCACUUGAAAGCUUGCAUACUCCAUACUAUUUUGUGAUAUUGUUAUUGUUCUAAUAAAAAGUAUUGCCCCAAGAUGAAUUUUUGGAAGUUUCUAAUGGGCCAACCUAGCUACCUCUACUUUAUUUUUCUGUGUGUGUAUGACAAGUUUGAGCUCUGUUCUGUUAAGCCCCUGCCUCUCAUCUUAACAACACCACUGGCUACGAAUCCCAAAUGGAGGUGUUCCGGAAUGUACAAUCUAGCCAGGAUGUAUUUAUUCAAAUUUAUAUAUAUGGUAUUUGUCUGUGGAAGAUUUUAAUUAAUAAAUGUAACAAUACUGCACUGUCUAA